UGUGCUGUUAGGAGUCUGAGAGAGUGGCCUAAACACGACAGAAAAACAGCUUGUUGCUUAUAAAUUAUAUAAAUGUUUGACAUACAUUAAAAAAAAUAAUAUGUAGACCUCCGUAAAACUUACUAAAUAAAGAUGAGGCAGUUCUUGACCCGUUUAAAUCACAUGGAGUGCUUCAGUUUUUGGGUAAUAAAGCUCUUCCCAACUGACUUGAGGAGGAUCUAAAUUUCAUGGCUUACUGGAACUAUUCUGUUAGACAAAGAGCAGAUCCGGGAGGAAGAGAGCGGGGCAGGAGGGGCUGCUGCUCGGUGGAAAUAUAUAGACAUUUAACACACACUUUCUGAUACGUGUGUAUGGGUGGAGCUGCUAACACACAGCAUCUGUUUAUCGCUGAAGGAAAACACUCUUCCCAUCCCUACUGCACCUGCCAAGCAAUUCGCUGAUAUGGCCUUCUCAUCUGUGACCACUCAGCCUCUUCCUUUUGGCGUGGAGAGAGAGAAACACAUCGACCUGCUGUUCAGAACGUUUCACAGGCAGAUCAGACCUGCUGGAGAUACUCAGGACCUCACGCUGGUGCUACAGGACAGAGGAGACCACGAGGGACCCGCAAACACACACACUGAGAGCAAAACACUGGGGAAACUGACUGCUCUGAGGACAGUCACCAGACUCCACAUCACUGCCAGACCUGAGCUACAGGGUCCACAGUGUGUAGCCCGGAGAACAUACAGCAUCUGCUCAGAGAACAGAGAUCAGCUCUUUGUGGCGGUUGAAGAGAGCUCCUGUAUGUGUAUGCAGUGUUGCGGUCCAGCUCGAUCCUGUUCACUACGGGGCUUUGACAAGGAUUCGGAGUGUGUCUUUCUGUUCGAGAGGCCCCUGAGAGCCGACAUGUGCUGCCUCGGCUGCUGCCUGAUGGAAAUAAGGGCCUAUACAGCAGAGAGAGAACUCAUUGGGACAGUUCACCAAAGGUGGAGUAUGUUCACGCCAUAUUUGGAGGUGUGUGACUCUGAGGGAAUCUCUGCUAUGAGGAUCCAGGGCUCCUGCUGUAACACACGAUGCCUGUCUGAGCAAGAGCUGCAGGUGGUGUCCACUAUUGGCGAGAGUAUCGGCCGCAUAUGGAAGAAGUGGCCUGGAUAUAAUGACAAGUGUAACAUGGAUCAUGAGUACUUUGGACUGGAUGUUCCUCAAGAAAUGAGUUUGAACACUAAAGUGCUGUUACUCGCUGCUGCCUUUCUGCUGAAUCACAUGUUUUUUGAGAUGAGCUAAGCAAACAUUAAAGCCGUCUGCUUCAACCUGGAAACAUCACCUUGAAGUGAAGUGGGAGCCCAUCUAUAUAAAACUGCGAUGACUUAUGACGAAGCAAUGCAUUGUUUCUAUGGUAACCACAGGAACACAGAUGAGUGAUGCUUUUCUGAGCUAAUUAAAUCUGAACUACAGUAAUCAUGCCUGAACAAAGCAUUUGAACAAAAACUGGGUUUAGACGCUGAUCACUGAAUUUUGCACAAUACUAUUCCUAUGAAUCCUACUGUAUACUAAUUGAAAUGCAAAUUUCUAGGGCCUCAAAACCUGCUGUUGUGCUAUUUUCCACAAGACUUAAGUGAUCUUAUUUUUUAGCCAGUAAAAUACACAAACUAUUUUAAAUAGAACAUAACCUGAAGGUCACUGUUUUUAUAUGUUUUUUAGUAAAGUAAUCUUAACUUUUUUUAUGUUACUUUUAAAUAGCUAGUCAGCUUUAAAGAUGAUUGUUAUCUAGACUUAAGCAGUCAUCAAAAUCCUGACUGUAUUAAACUUAAGUUGUGUAUCUAUCGCUUAUAGGGCAAUAACAUUUUCAUUAGGAUAUAUUAUGUGAAGACAGCUGCUAGUUGUCUGAUAAACUGUUGGCCAUUGUAAUAUUAGAAACUUCUCCGAGCGGCAUAUUUAAUCAUAUGAAUUAGGGCUGCAUGAUGUAUCAUUUCAUUAUCGAUAUCACAAUGUGAUCAUUUGCUAUAAUCGCAUAGCAGGAAAUGCAAUGUUGAGUUUGUAUUACAACUUAUAAUUUCAUAUUUUUGAUUGUAUGAUUUUAAAAGGAUUCAGGCAGAAGACAUUGUACCAUUUGUUAUUUUAAUAAUGAUUCAUUUGAUUGAAUUAUGUUUAUUGU
Molecule: messenger RNA, 2134 nt
Organism: Danio rerio (zebrafish)
Lineage: Eukaryota; Metazoa; Chordata; Actinopteri; Cypriniformes; Danionidae
Source: RefSeq, a predicted model, not a curated record